AAGAAACCGCGGGAGAAAAUUAGGAACCUUCCUUUCGGGCCGCGGGUGUCAGUCGGAGGUUUUAGAACGAAACACCGACGCGACCACUUUGGAAGCAGCCGUUGUAGCUGAAGCCCCGCGAGGAAGAUGAGCACCAAACAAGUGACCUGCAGGUACUUCCUCCACGGGGUGUGCAGGGAGGGAAGCCGCUGUCUGUUCUCCCACGACCCGACCAACAGUAAACCCUCCACCAUCUGCAAGUUCUACCAGAGAGGAGUGUGCGCCUACGGAGAGCGCUGCAGGUAUGACCACAUCAAAUCCUCAUCCAGAGGAGGAGCUCCAGAGGAUCACCCCGGCGUGGGAGGAGCUGGAGCCGUCUUCACUCCACCUUCAGUCAGAGGUGGAGUGAAGAAAACAAUGGUCCUCAGAGAUAGAGUUCUGGGUGUAGACACUAUGUUUGGGGGUCCAGUAGACAGUUUGGGGUCGGAGGUUACAGCGGCGGCGGCGGCCGCGUCAGCAUCCCCUCACUCGUAUGUGCAAGCCAUCAGGACGGGUCUGGACGCUUCAGCACAGGAACACGCCCCUCCCCCCGUGGGCGGAGCCUACCACGACCUCCCUCAGCUGUGUCCCUACGCUGCCACCGGACACUGCUUCUACGAGGACAGCUGUACGUAUCUCCACGGCGACCCGUGUGAUGUGUGCGGGCUGCAGGUGCUUCACCCCCACGACCCCGAGCAGAGAAGAGCGCACGAGAAGAUGUGUAUGCUGUCCUUUGAGGCCGACAUGGAGAAGGCUUUCGCAGCCCAGCUGAGCCAGGACAAGGUGUGUUCCAUCUGCAUGGAGCUGGUGGUGCAGAAGAUGAAUCCGUCGGACCGCAGGUUCGGCAUUCUGUCCUCCUGCUGUCACACCUUCUGUCUGGCCUGCAUCCGGCAGUGGCGCUGCACCAGAAACUUCAGCAACAAGAUCAUCAAGUCGUGUCCAGAAUGUCGCGUUGUCUCAGAGUUUGUCAUCCCUUCGACCUACUGGGUGGAGGACCAGGACGAGAAGGACCACCUCAUAGACCUCUUCAAGUCCGGAGUCAGCAAGAAGUCCUGUAAGUACUUCGAUCACGGUCGAGGAUCGUGUCCCUUCGGGGGGAAGUGUUUGUAUCUUCACGCCUUCCCAGACGGCACCCGAGCGGAACCCGACCGGCCCAGAAAGCAGCUGAGCUCCGAGGGGAACGUCCGGUUCAUGAACAACGUCCGUCUGUGGGACUUCAUCGAGGAGCGCGAGCAGCGGCCCGCCACGUCCUCCCUGGACGAUGACAUCACGGAGAUGAGGGAGCUCUUCAUGCAGAUGUCGGGGCCGAGCCACGACGAGCCGGAGACCCCGAGCGCCGAGGACCAGUAGAGGGGACCGGGCCCUCCGCAGGUCCGACCCGCGGGGGGGGGGGCGAAGCCGAGCCCUCCGCAGGUCCGACCCUCGGGGGCGGCGGGGGGGGGCCGAGCCGCUUCUGUGGAUCGUUGAAAUAUUAAAUCGUGUGACCACGCGCAGCUCUCUGGUGUGUUUCAAAACAAAAUCCCUCAUGUACACACGUUUGCUGAUUGGUUGAUGCUAUGUUGUUGCCGUUUUAUUUAUUGUGUAAAUACAUAAAUACCGAGUAGGUGUGAAGUUGUUCCGUGGUGUUGUUUGAAAUUGAUCUCCAUCCUCCAUUUAGCCGGUAAGGUAGUUUAUUCAGAUCGUGGAAAUUGAUAAUGUUAACGUCAGUGCUCCAGUAGGAGCAGUUAGGUAAACCAGAUGUCCCGCCUCAAAUGGACAUUAUUUAAAUUGAAUGGGUUUCUUGUGAUUUUUAAAUUAUGACAAAUAUAUGAGUUUCGUUUUUGAAUUUAAACAUUUUUAACAACAACUUCAGGUUAUUUCAGAUUGUAAGCGAUUCAGAAGUCU
Molecule: messenger RNA, 1902 nt
Organism: Pungitius pungitius (ninespine stickleback)
Lineage: Eukaryota; Metazoa; Chordata; Actinopteri; Perciformes; Gasterosteidae
Gene: mkrn2
Product: makorin, ring finger protein, 2
Exons: 10
Coding region: 127-1368 (413 amino acids)
Biological process (GO): protein polyubiquitination
Molecular function (GO): metal ion binding; ubiquitin protein ligase activity
Source: RefSeq, a predicted model, not a curated record